Molecule: messenger RNA, 6228 nt
Organism: Candidula unifasciata
Lineage: Eukaryota; Metazoa; Mollusca; Gastropoda; Stylommatophora; Geomitridae
Source: the annotation of a GenBank genome assembly
AUGUCAGACAGCCUGCCUACCAUCAGUGCUGAUCAGCUGACAAAGGCUGUCUGUCUUGCUGCUGCUGGAACACUCUCUGCUCUUGAGACUGAUGGGGAGAAUGAAGCUGUUUUUGAGUGGCAGAACUACAAAACCAUUGACACAGUGAAGCCAGACACAAGGCAUUCCUCCCUGAAAUGCCUAGAGACACUGUCAACAUCAGUUUCCUCUGGUCUCGGCAGAUUAAAUCAUUUACACUUAGAUAAGCCAUGUCCUGUGUAUUCUACUAGAAGUCUCAAGUCAAACGCAAAACAGAGUUCUAAAAAUGAAAAAUCUUCUUCCUCUGUUACUAAGGUGUAUUCUAGUCGCAAAAAUUAUAAAUUAAUGCCUCCCUUAAUUCCAAGUGAAGUUCGAACAGACUUAAAGAAGCCAGCUCAAAAGUUGGUACAACAGCGACAGUUGGUGACCCUAAGUCAUGUACAUAGUUCACCAGAGUUUAAGUCCUUUCCUGUGAGACCAGCAUCUUAUGCCACUAAUUACGUGUUUGUGAGAACAGCUCAUAUUGUUCCUUCAGUUCCAGGAGGAGAAGCUGCAGUGUCAUCUGUUGCAAGUCCAUCUACAUCAUCUGUUUCUUCCUCACCAACUACAGCUUCUUGUGUGAAAAAUGUUAACUUCCCAGUUUCAGAAUCUUCAGUCACCACAACUGCUUCUGCUGCAAAACUGCCCAUUGGGACACCAGUAUUGCUUCCAUUUUCUCAGAUGGAGCAGGGAUUCCAGAGCACACCCUCGCUGUCACUGACCUUGACUGCACACAAUGAUAUUAAACACCCAGCAAGGCUUGUGCCAUCAACAAAACUCCAGCCAUUGUUCCGACUCCCUUUCCCUGUCAGUAAUAUUAACUCCAAUGUGGUAGUAAAGGCAGUAACACUUUCUAACGAAGCCAACACCUUGAAUCAAGUCAAAGAGAAUCUUUGUGUAGAUGCAGCAAACUCUCAUUCAGAAUCUCAGACAAUUCUCAUAGACAGUGAAACAGCCAGUUUGUCUGAUAGUGUUUUAAAGCAGCAAGUUCUGUCAACAGACAGCUCUUCGAAGCCAGUCGUUUGCUCCAUAAAACAAAACAUAGUCCCAGUGUCAGCUCCAGCUUCUGAACUUUCUUUGCUGACAUCAUUUCCUUCACCUAUCAUAGUCACGGCAAAGCUGAGUCAUGGAUCAACACUGACUGUUGAUUCUAAGCCUUUUCCAUCGACAGUCAGUACAAAGUCUUCACACCUUGGCGCUCACACUGCAAUAAUUCCACAACCAGGGUCAGUGACCUCAGCCUCUAGCAGUACAACCAGUCCUGAUGACACAAAAAGCUCUGGUUCAGUAAUGAGUCCUAGCCGUCAUCUUUCCCCUGUCACAGAUGGUAGUUCACUUCAGACAUUUGAUACACCAAGGUUAAAGUCACCAGUUAUUUUAAGUCACUUAGUAAAAUCCAUAAACAAACAGCACAUAGCCACACAAGCCAGUGUUGUGAGGUUGACCAGCUCUCACUUAGGGCAUACUAAACCACUGAAUCGAGGUGUUAUAUCAAAGGGGCAAGCACUUGUAAACAAGAAAUGCAAUUCUAACCGUAGCAAUGACAGGAUGGAUAAUGUCAGUGAGGAUCACUGUAUGGAUGUUCAGGAUAGCAUGCAUUGUAUUACAGCCAUCAGUUUAGCAGAUAAUCAGAUGACUAGUUUGGUUCCCCAUCCUGCUUCUCAAGUUGAAGAACCUCAUUUGACCAGGGCAAACACUGCCAGAUUAAGCACUUCUGACAGAUCCAAGUAUCUGAUAGAGGCUAACAAGUCAGUCAAGAGAGAUUGUAAAGGCCCCAAGCAGAAAAGGUCAAGAACAAUGCAACCCAGACUUUGUCCUUUAAUACCAGUUUCUCCAAAAUCAUCUGAGCGUAUUGAUUCACAAGCAACAACUGUAAAGGCCACCACUACAGCACUGCUCAGCACUUCCCUGGCAACCCCUUUCAGCAUUGCUGUAUCCAGAGAGACCAACACAAUUUUCACACCAAAUUUGCACUCAAUACCUAGUACCCCUCAGUUUACACCAGCGGGAAAUGUUUCACCUGCGUCAUCAUGCAUGUCCAAAACAGAGAGUGAAGACCAGCAAAAUAACGGUAGCGCAGUCAACAUGACAACUUUCUCGACCCAACAUCAUUCCCUGACAGUGCUCGCAGUUCCACACAAGCUUCAGCAGAUCCAGAAACCAUCAAAUGAACAGAAUAUUCAGUUGACCUCAAAAUUUACAUCAACAGGUUCAUGGCCGCCUACGCCACCAUCAGACUUGUAUAUUAAAGACGUAAAUGCUUUCCCUUGUACGGUGUCUUCCCAAGUGACCUUGCCCAGAGCCCCAUCAGUGGGCAUACCUCUCUUGCCAUCACCAAAAGAACCAUCAGUCGCACCACAGUCUACUAGUGAUAUGUCUGUACCUUUGUCAAAAGAAGUUGCAGCUGCUGCCAUGGUAUCAUUGUCUACAAUGUGUGAUUUCUCGGACUCCGAAAAUACAGCUAAAAUAUCUUCCAAAGGCUGUUUUGGUCCCAACCAGCAGAUUAUAAACUCAUCAGGCUGUGCUCAACCAACACAAGCAUACCCUCCGUUCCUAAUCCAUUCAUCAGACAAAUCCAAGUUGGUUAUAUCUCCAGCAGGCAUCGAGCAUUUGCAGUCGCUGCUUCGAAAACAAGGAAUUUCUGAAGGAUACUUCAUCAUCACUUCACCGAGAACUCCAUCGUCACAAACAGAUAGAAAACCUCUCCCCGCCGAACCAAAUGCAAAUAUAUCCCUAUCUGAAAGUCCUCAUAAUAGCAGGAAUAACUUGUUUACCAAGAAGGCAGCACAAGCUUCUGUGUCAGUUUCUUCUGAGAAAUAUCAAACAAGCAGUCUUCCGGUGUCAACAUUUGUUAGGACAUUUGACUCAAAAAAAGUACAUACUCAGAGUCAUAGUGUUGAGGUUCAUGGAAGAGAUGAUGGCUUGGUAGACAAAGAGGAGAGUCUAGAUUUAGAGAGUGAUGAAAGUGACAAUGAACAUUGCUCAUCUUCAGAUUCAAGAUCUAGUUCUGCGGCUCUUGUUAUUGAAACUGGCGAGGAGGAUGAUAAAAUAGAAAUGGAUAGACAGGGUAGUGAUUUGUCUCCUAGGGAAAAUGAUGAGGCGGUUAGAGAAGACAUCUUUACCAGUGAAUCAAAUGAGAUCAAAACAGCUUCAGAUGAGAGCUCCACAGCUCAACGCAGUCUUCCAAAACUGACUCAAGACACAGCUUGGGAAAGUGAAAGCAUGCACACUGAAGAUACCAGGCAAUGCAUCCCUCAGAGUCCACUGUCUCUUAGUGAUCUAGUCAGACAGCAGCAGAACAGGCCAGGGUUUUCUAGACAUCUUGAAUAUACUUUCCUGACAUCACCAGAAAACAAGAUGAAAGAAGCAGCCAGAAGAAUUGAUUCAGAAUCACCAAGACCUCCUUCUACAGAAAGUCAUGAUUUUCAGUUCCCAGUACCUUUAUGUCCUGCAUCAACCUUCAGCAUGGCUUCUCAGCAUCACCACCAUCAUUCAGGCAGUGAUAUACAGCCCAGUUUCCAGCAAAAUAUGUUUGUGUCAGCCCCCUCAUUUUCAACAGAUCUCUCAUUCGACAGUGGUGUUCAGGAGAAUCCUCCAGACACAUCACCAAAGCUCCUGCCAAGCUCAGUUAAUGCGCCCAGCCCCAAAUCUCCUCUGUCUGUAUCUUCCAGCCAGAACUUGGACCAGAAUGCACCUCUGAACCCUCCAAUGACACCAAAUACAAUGCUUAUAAAUCUCCUAAACAGAGUCCCUACUCCUUUCCUCACAAACCCCCAAGAGAUAUUAUCUAUACCAGCAUCUCAGGAAAGCGCUGUUCAAGAAUCAGACAGUGCAGCUUGUUUUGAAAUAACUGACAGUAAAGAUGGUAAUGGAAUGUAUUCAACAAAGAAUCUUGGCUUCCCUUCAGGACAGUCUCACACACAGCUGGAUGGAACUGGAGGUGCAGGCGAUGGCCUUUUGUACACUGAAAGUUCAACAAGUCUUUCCAAUACUACAGCAAAUUAUGCUGCAGCACACAAUGCCCUCGAGCUAAUUGCCUCCAACUAUUCACCGAACAGCACAAGACACAAUGUACUCUCUCAUGACAUGAGCAGUUCUCGGCUGCCAUCCAGUUUUUCAAUGAAUAAUUCCAAGUCUUUCAACCAUUCUUCCUAUACCCAUUGCAAUGUUUCCGGUGAAUCCCAACCUUUACAUUUUUCUGGAAGCUUUCAACAGGAAACGGAGAAUGGUGAUGUUUGUAAUGUUUUCCACUGCAAAUCUUGCCCAGGUCCCUUGCUGGUAACUGUAAACCUAGAGCCUGAGAUGGCCAGCAGGGAACAGAAGGCAGCUGAAAGCUUGCUGGGAAACUAUGAGCAUACACACAUGUUUGACCCAUCUUUAAGUCUGCAGGAACAUGGUUGUAAUGGGGGCCGAUCAGAGGUCUCUAGAAUGGGGCCGGAGAAGUCUAGAGACACAGACAUUCUGCGACAUUUGAUACUGAAUACCAGCAGCUCUUCCCUACAUACCCUGCAGCCAGUUCAGAACCUACGGAGUCAGUAUAGCAACUCUGCCUCAACUUACAAUAUGCCCCAGACUCAUCAUGCCCAGGACACUCAGUUUGAGUGCAGGGUAGAGUCCUUUCUGGAGCCAGAAAAUCAGCACAAACCUUUGUCUGCAGGUGAAAUCAACCAAAGCAGCACUUUUAGUUCACAAGAUGAGAGCUUCUUGCACGUCAACCAUGUACAUACACGACCAUCACCCUCAUAUGACAACUCCAGCACUUCGUUCCAAGCCGCACAUCAUCAGUCUUACGAAAACACUGCCAGCGGUUCAUUUGAUAACAGAAACAGCUCAUCUUUAAGCAGUCAGACUGAUGCUUCUUACAUUAUGCAGAGAGAUAUGACAAAUGAAGCACCAUUUGGUGUGCAAAACAUGACAAAGAACAACAUGGCAAUGCCCCAUGAUUUCUUGGAAUCUGGCAAUCGGCUACAGCACCUUGCACCAUUUAGAACAAACCACCAAACCGAACUGUUUUAUCAGCAUUCAGAUCAGUCAGAACUCCAUCAACACCAUUAUGACACAGCUAACCAGCAUCAGGGUCUUGAAUAUCAUCUGGACAGUCUGCCAUCUUCUCACCCGCCACACCACCAGUUCUCUGCAUCACUACCACACCAAGACUCCACCAGAAUGUACUCAGACCAAGUGGGCAAUGAGUAUAUGAGUGGCCAGUACCAGUCUCAAUACUAUGAUGGUGGAAGUGUGGCAUCCAACCUUCCUAUGUUUCCUCAGCAGUGUGUUGUUGGAUCUGAAGCCCCUGCUAUAGGCAGCGCAGCAGAACACCCUUGUAACAUCCCAUUCAGCACUGCUCCAAGUGAGCUACAGUUAGGAUUCCGCUUUCCAUCAGAUGAUGAGGAUGGGAACAACAUAGAGAAACAGCCGGUGUUGCCUAGCGUGUCCUUCUCACCUCCCAGUGUGGCAGACCAGGCAGCCACUCCUGAUCCAGGAGGGAUGAGCAUGUACCAGGGAAGCUUUCCCAACAUCAGCAUGUAUGAUAUGUACAUGCGAGGAGGUAAUGGUGAUGCUAGAGGAGUGACCAGUGACACAGUACAAGAAUCUGGAAACUUCUGUGUGGAGUGUAACAUAAUGUACAAGUCACAGUGCAAGUUCCACCCCUGUGAUUAUGUCUACAUUACCGACACACCAAUCUUGUCACAUGCCAGGCUGACUUUACCCUCAUGCCUGAAGCUAGGAACCUCAUCCGUUGUUGGGCAUAUCAACAACACAGGUGUGUUUGCAAAAGAGAAGAUUGCACUGAGAACAAAGUUUGGACCUUUAAUUGGCUCCCCAGUAUCAUGUGACAAGUUAAGCUCAACAAGAAGCUUCUCACUGUGGCAGACUUUCAUUGGGACCAACGUGAAAGUGGUGGACACAAACGAUGAGAAUUCAUCAAACUGGCUUAUGUUUGUGAAACCUGCCAGAGUGUCAUUGGAACAGAACUUGGUUGCCUUUCAACAUGGGACUAGUGUCUACUUUGUCACUCGUGCAGACAUAGAGCCAGGACAAGAGCUACUCUAUUGGUUUUCCAAGGACUAUUCUCACAUGCUAGGUAUGACAUCGAAAUCAAAGAACUCUCUUCACCAACUCUGUCCUCACUGCCCCGUCUGCAAGCAAGUCUUCCCGGACAGGAAACAG